AGCCCGAACCUUUCCAUGACUCUAUGACCUCAUGACUCUAUGACCUCAUGUCUCCAUGGCUCUGUGACCCACUGUGUCCUGGGGGUGGGGUGGGGCCGUUGCCUGGCAACGGGAGCUGUGAUGAAGAGGGGCACGUGCAGCGCAGGCCCCAGUCCUUCGAGGGCCGAGGAAGGAGGAAGGAGCCUUCUGGCGACUGACCCGCUUCCUCAUCGCUUUUGCUAAUACGAUUGAUUAACUGUUUUACUCAGCCAUUUCAUCAACCCUAUUGGUCAUCCCUUUUACCAUCCCUUUUGCUCAUCCCUGGCAGAUCCUGUCUGGGCAGGAAGGCUGUCUUUGCAGACAUGGCAACUCCCUUGGACACUCUCAGCCUCUCCCAGCUGCUGGAUCUCGCCAUCGGGAUGCCCCAGAAUGGAGCCGUCCACUUUGCGGCCAUGAGGAAACUGCUGCAGGCCGUGCUGGGGCACCUGGACGUGCAGUACCUGACAGCCCAGGAGCCGUGGACGGGCGAGCUGAGUGGCCCCUCACUGGCUGAGUUGGCCGCUGAUGUAAAACAAAUGAAACAGGACAUGGAAUCCUAUAAGAAACUCAUAUCUGAGACUGUCUCUCAGGCUCUACACAAGGAGAGUGAUGAGGCCAAAGAUGGGUCAAGGAUCCAGGAAGCGCAGCAUCACAGAGCAGAGGACAUGAAGGUCCAGGAGGUCCAGGACGUCCAGGAGGUCCAGAAGGUCCAGGAGGUCCAGGAGGUCCAGAAGAUCCAGCAGGAGCUUGACCAGGCCAUGGCUGACUGCCAGGAUCUUCGGGAGGAGAUUGGCAUGAUUAAGACAACACAGUCCCACAUGACAGAGAAGAUGAGAGAGAUGCUUUUAUCGAUGAAGAAGAUGGAGGAUGACAUCAGAAAGCUGAGGGCGGAUAUGGCGAAGUGGAAAGAAGAGACCAAUGAGCAGAUCACUCAACUGGAGUAA
Pseudopipra pipra is the source of this 962-nucleotide messenger RNA. RefSeq lists its product as uncharacterized. The transcript is spliced from 5 exons. NCBI's taxonomy places the organism in Eukaryota, Metazoa, Chordata, Aves, Passeriformes, Pipridae. Bases 342 to 962 code for a protein of 206 amino acids. The record is from RefSeq and is a predicted model, not a curated record.